Molecule: messenger RNA, 9234 nt
Organism: Oldenlandia corymbosa var. corymbosa
Lineage: Eukaryota; Viridiplantae; Streptophyta; Magnoliopsida; Gentianales; Rubiaceae
Source: the annotation of a GenBank genome assembly
UGGGAUGAAUGGGUACAAGAAAAUAGAGUUGUUUGAUUCAUUUUGCACGGUGAGAAGGUUAUGACAGUUUGGCAGUUGCCAAUAAAAACAGGUUCAAAAAGUUGUCAAACGUUAACAGCUCUAAUUUUAAGGUUUGUUUCAUUUGUAUAUUUUUCUUUUUCCCUGCAAAAAUCCCAUUUGCAGGAUCAAGAGCUGAGGUAUAAACCUCUCUCUUUUAUUCCCCACCCAUCCCUCCCAUCUUCUUCCCCCAACCGGAAGAAAAACAAGAAUAACAAAACAAAAAUGGCCACUAAUGGGAUUUACAACAACAAUAACAAUGUAACAAUACUUACAAUCCUUCAAUGUGUGAGGGAUCCUCCGAAGGUGAAUUCAUUGGGGUAUUUUUCCCAAAAUCUUAAGCACAUGAGCUCAAGGAAUCCCUUCAUAUAUUCAUUGCCAACAUUGGAGUUUCAAAUGGUUGUUAUUUUUGUCCUCACUCAUCUCUGCCAUUUUCCCCUCAAGCGCAUUGGUUUCCCCAAGCUGGUUUCUGAAAUAGCUGCUGGCAUAAUCCUUGGAUCCACAUUACUGGGGGAGAGACUAGAAUAUCAGAAGUUCUUGUUCCCGGCUUCAGGCCAAGGGAUUCUUGGUUCAUUUGCAUCGUUCGGGUACUUGUUUUUCCAGUUUCUAAGUGGAGUGAAAAUGGACACUGGGAUGAUUAGGAAGACUGGACCAAAAGCGUUGGCAAUUGGGGUCAUUAACAUAGCUGCACCCAUACUAUUUGGUGUGCUUCUUGACCCACUCAUAGUGGGUGUUUCCUCCGGAAAACCUUCUUACUCAGCUAAGAAGAUGAAGGAUAACCGCCGUGCUGUUUUCGUAGCUCAUUCCAUGACUGCAUUUCCAGUUGUGGCUUUCCUCCUUAAGGAUCUCAAAAUCCUGAAUUCAGAGCUCGGCCGAUUAGCUCUGUCUUCUGGCCUAAUUAGUCACUUGCUGCAAGCGUUGUUGACAUCGAUCAACACUAUAUACAAUGGAAUAGUGUACAAAGGCCGUGACAUCUUUUCUGAUGUUACCCUAUGCACUUGCUUUGUACUUUUUAUUUUUUUCGCCAUCCGGCCAGCUUUAGUAUGGAUGGUCAAACAGACGCCCGAAGGGAGGCCAGUACAAGAUCUGUACAUCUACCUAGUUAUCUUUGCUGUUAUUGCAUCUGCUAUAUUCUCUCUCUUUGUGGAUAUAAAUAUGCUAGUUGGUCCAUUUCUUAUCGGAUUAGCUGUACCUGAAGGACCACCAUUAGGAUCUGCCCUGGUUGAUAAGCUUGAAGCCUUUUCUUCAGGUGUUCUUUUGCCUACUUUCAUCACUGUUGUAACCCUCAGAACCAACAUUUCAGAUAUCAGCGGUAACAUUGACACUUUUAGUGUCCUACUCAUCCUGAUCGCUUUCGUAACAAAGAUUGCAGCAACAUUCCUCUGUGCAUGGUAUUGCAAGAUGCCUGUAAGAGAUGCACUAGCACUCGGUCUGAUAUUGAGCACAAAAGGAGUUGUGGAUUUAGCAACCUACAGCUUCGUGAGGGAUUUAGGGUUCAUCAAUCAGCCUAUCUUUGCUUUGUUGGUGUUGGCAACAGCAGCAAUAGGAACUUUUGUGCCGUUUAUGGUUCAGUUACUUUAUGAUCCUACCAAGAAAUACGCUGGCUAUCAGAAGAGAAGCAUCAUGUAUUCCCGACUUGGUGGCAAGCUACCAAUACUUGCGUGUAUCCAUUCCUCGGACAACAUUAUGGCCACCAUGAGGCUACUUGAUGCCUGCACUCCGACAACAGAAAGUCCCAUUACUGUCAAUGCCCUUCAUUUAAUUGAGCUUCGUGGCCGAGCCACGCCUAUCUUUAUAUCUCAUAAAGCUCAGGGCAAAAGCGACAGCAGCAGCUCGUACUCGGAAGAUGUCAUUCUUUCAUUUAAGCAGUUUGAAAGAAACAACUGGGGAGCUGUGACAGCUCAAGCUUUCACAGCAAUCUCGCCGCGAAAGCUGAUGCAAGAGGAUAUAUGCACCCUAGCAUUGGAUGUUUUGGCUUCAAUAAUUAUAGUACCUUUCCACAGGAGAUGGGGUAUUGAUGGAUCAGUCGAAUCUGAAGACAUGAGUUUGAGGACUCUGAACCGCAAUGUGCUUGACCGAGCACCUUGCUCUGUGGGGGUUCUCAUAGACAGAGGUCAUCUAGGGCGUUCCAACUCGAUGACAUCUUCAGCGAAAACAUAUCAUGUUGCUAUGAUCUUUCUUGGCGGAAGGGAUGAUCAAGAAGCUUUGACACUUGCCAAACGCAUGACCAGAAACGGAAACAUAAACCUUACAAUUAUAAGAUGCGUCCCCAAGGGAAUUGAUGGUGCAAAUAUGGAGGAUGAUGUGUCUGACAUAAAGGUGUUGUAUGAUUUUAAGCAAAACAGAAUUGGUCAAGGCAAUGUUACCUACAUUGAGAAAAUAGUGAAUGAUCCCCCGGAACUGGCAUGGUUAGUCCGAUCCAUGGCUGACCAAUUUGACCUGAUAUUAGUGGGAAGAAGAUACAAAGUAGAGUCUGUAUUGACAGUAGGAUUUGAGGAAUGGUGUGAAGUUCCUGAGCUCGGAAUCAUUGGCGAUUUGCUCGCAACAAGCGAUCUCAGACGCAGAGCUUCUGUUCUUAUAGUACAACAGCAGAAAAUCAUUCAUUGAUCUAAUCAAGGACACUCUCUUUUCUCUUUUCCUUUCAUUUUCACCAUUGUUUUUUAAUUUUUUAACCCAUUCUUCCUGUAAUGUAAUUCUGAGGGAUGAGAGGAAAGCUGGAGGUAUAUUUCCGACCGUUACUUCAGAUAUUCUACAGAUUUUUAUCUCUUGAUCAGAGAGUGAACUUUCUCCUACACAUAUCAACAGUAAAUGAUUUCAGCUUUCACUGACUAUAAAGAACGUAUAAACAUAUAACAACGUAUCCAGCACCAACUAGAAUCAUUAAAAGCCAAACCAGGGGUAAAGCAAUAAAUUAAUUCUGGAGGGAGUAAGCUUUAUCAUAAAACUAUCAAAUCUUAUAUAGAGAUAAAAGAUUAAUAAGCACAGAUUUCAAGCAACAAAAUGUGUCAAAAUAAGGUGCUUUUUUUUUUUUAAAAAAAAAAAACAUAUAAAUGGUAAAUACUACUCCAUAUUGCAUCAACAAAUCUGAAAAUAUACAUAACCACAAAACUGAUCCACACGAGCUAUACAGUGAAAACCAAAACCAAACUAGACUAAAAUUUCAUUUUUCUGCCACCAUCUACAGUCAUAACCUCAACUUCUAACGUAGCCAUGCUCAUUGCUGGCCAAAGAUGACACAUACCUGUAGUAAAUGCAGACUUUGCAUUAUUUCUUUUCCAGAUAAAGAGUAACCUCUUCCAUCUCUGCAGCAAAGGACUGAUUGUUCACGAGUAUCAACAUAGUCUGAACACAACACACAGUUCUGAAUUCAACAGGAAUAUGCGAUUGAGCCAUCCCAUCCUUAGUCAUCAAGCUGCCAUUCCAACAAAGGCAACUUAUAAAACAAUACCAAGGUACAUUGGAACAACACCAUAUAACACCAGUUUCACCCUUUUUCUGAAAACUACCAUUCAACCACUGAUAUCUUGAUGGAAUGGAAAUUUUACCAUUCUGUUCAGCUAGCCACUUAUUAUCCUAAAAUCCAGCCUUAAGCUCAAUCACAGUUUGAUCUUCUCAUACUUUGACACUGUUCCAUAACUUUCUCAAUCUGAAUUUUUUGAGAUAAAUCCUUCUCAAUAUAUGUAACCAAGCAAUCAUUCAUCCAAGCAUCGCCCACUUGAUUGCGUAGCUGACCUUCCACGAUCUUCAUAGCUGAAUUUGCUCUUUCCACACUGGGUGAAGCAACAGGAAGAAUCAAACAUAGUUUCAACAGCAUAUUCACCAAUGGAAAUUCAGCAUCCUUGUGUGUUUCCACCAUCUUUUGAGCAAGAUCAGUGAUGCUAUUCAAUUUGGAAAAUCUACAAUCAGAUCUCAUAUCCGCGAUGUACAAAUCAAGUUCACUACUUAGUUUGAGAAGCUCCUCUUCAGAAAACUCACUAGGAUAGAAUUCAGCAAGGUGAAUCAACUUCUGCUUGUCAUAUGCUGCAAAAGAAUCCACCGGAUUUAAGCAAGCCAGACAAAGAAGCAAUUCUGAAGUUACCUCAUCGAACCGGGAGUUAAGUUCUUCAAUUUGCAUAUCUAAGAUAGAGAAGAACAAAUCGUCUCGAUAAUAAUGAAGAUUUGUGAUAUCAUCACCGUUUCUCCUUGAACUACGAGAAUGAACAAAUUUCUCAUUCAUAGUAGGAAUGGUGAUCUCGUGCUUCAGGCAAAAAGAAUGAACUUCAUCAAGUAAAGAAUCCCACCCCUCAUCUCUAGCAGCCAGUAAUUCUUUUCUGGAAAUUUUUGCCAAGGCCAAGGCAUUCACUAAAUCUUGAUCUUUGCUUUUAAGUGUUUCACAUAAAGUGUUUGUGAUUCCCGUAAUCUUCUUCAUCAAAUGCAACAGAAAUCCAAAUUCAAAUGAUCGCAAAGAAAUGAGAACAGAAUACGCCUGGUCCCUUUGCUCUAGAGCACCACCAGCUUCAAUUAUUUCAAGAACAUCAAUCACAGCACCAAACAUCGAAAUUAAUCUCAACAAUGAGGAAAAAUGUGAACCCGUGGGGGUAUCACUAUUUCUACAAAGGGUAGACCCUUUAUUAAAUUCUUGGUCAAUCAGAAGAGCAUAGUUCAAUAUAUCAUCAACUAUGUGUUGAAGUUGAUCAGCUCUUAAAAUUUCCUUGCUCUUAGAUGAACUUUUAACAACAUUUAUCAACAUCAACAAGGUUCCAUACAUGGAUGAAACUUGCACUUUCUUCUUCGCUGCAGUCACAAGAGUAGAUUGAAGGUGGUGGGCAAAACAGUGCAUGGGAUGAGCGGAACUACUUUCAAUCAUAAUCAAAUCCUUUAGCCCACUGUAAUCAGCUACGCCACCAGCUCCAUCAUAACUUUGACCACGAAUACAUGAAAUGCUCAAACCAUACUUAGAAAGUAAUGCAUCAAUCGCCAUUUUAAGAGUGCAAGCACUAGUUUCACUCAAAUGAAUAAUACCAAGGAAACGCUCAAUGGCACGUCCUUGUAAAUCAACAAAGCGCAAAACAAUUGACAUUUGUUCUUUCCCUACGACAUCAUGAGUCUCGUAUACCAAAAGAGCAAAGAGUCUGUUAGGAACAUCAUCAACUAUUACAUUUGCAGUUUCAACUGCCAAAGCAUGUAUUAUAUCCUUCUUUAUAUCGAGGGACUUGAGCCUAAGAGUUCCAAGGACAUUGUCUGAAAAGAUUUUCCUUAUGUCUUCACUGUAAUAAGCAAGAAAAUGUAUCUGUUCAAGAAUGUCUUCAUUACCAGAAUUGUCUGGUUCAUCUUGGCUACGGAAAAUAGAUCCUUGAUACAAAAGGAAUCUAGUACAAUCCACCAAAACUGAAAGAAAAGUCCGAUACUCCAACCACGUGUGAUCAGAAUGCUUGAAGAAGGCAACAUCAACAUGCUGAUUUCGAUUCAACAAACCCUGACAUUUUUGUCUAGCUAGAUCAUGAGCACUAUUCACGGAACCCACGUGACUACGAAAUCUCUCUUUCUUUUUCCAAUUCGAAAAUCCCUCAACAGCAAAAGCAUCACCAUUAAGUGUGUUAUAAGCUUCUGGUCUCCAUAGAUAACAAUAUAAACAAAAAGCAGCGUCCUUUUCGACACUAUACUCCAACCAAGGUUUGAAUUCAUCGAACCAAUCUGGAACAAAUCGACGGCAAGAGUCCCCAAUCUUUCUUUUUGGAAAGUUAUGAUCACGAGGUUGACAAGGUCCUCUCAGUAAAUAUGCUAUUCGAACCUGAUCACGGACAUUAGGGUGAUAAUCAGAAAUUUUUUUCCUCAGCCCUGGAUCGACCGGCAAAUCUUCUAAACAAAUAUCCUCCCUAUUCUUUUUUGAACAAUCCCUUCUACUGUCACUCUCAACUUCUCCAAUGUUAGGAGACUGUUCACUCAUACUCUUCCUUUUGUGAUACCUUUCCAUCACUACAUGUUAAUAAACACUAAAUUUAAGGCACUAACCCACAAAGAAAACAUGACAGAAAUGAUUUUUAAGACUGUAUCACAACUGAUUUUUCACUAAACUAUAUGGCAAAUUAUUCAAAAAAAACAAAAAAAAGUGUGAUUAAUUCUAGCAAAUAAACAAAAUAUUAAAAAUUUAUCCAACUAUAUGAGGCUUUAAUCAAGUAAAAUAUCUGUUCAAACAAUGAUUCAUUUUCUUUCUUCAAAUAACUCAUAUCAAAUCAGCAAGUAAUCAUUUAUCCCACCAUCAUUUGGAAUCAAGGAUAGUCUAAAGAUUGUACCUUUAUAGCUGACGGCCGGAGGCAGCGGCUGGUGGUGGGUUAAAGACAGUGACCGGUGACGGAGACAGUGGUGGGAAUGGAGCAGCAGUCGGAGUAAAAGCGGUUUUGAGGACUACUUGUAAUCAACAACUGAGUCUAUGACUUUAAAAAGCGUGGAUAUUGACCUUCCACGUCUAACGCCUUUUAUGAACCUUUAUUUUCUCAAAAUUAAAAAUACAAAAUAGAAAAAGGCUUCACCGAAGUUAUUCUGCAAAAAAGGCCCAAUCUUUCUUCCAAGUUCUCCCUCCGAAGAGCAACCGUACAAUGGCGGCGGCGCCUUCAAGAAGCGAAAUACUUUCACUUUUCCGGUCAAUUUUGAAGACGGCUCGCGGGUUUUCCGACUACAACAUCAGGGAGUACACUAAGCGCCGAACAAUCGAUGCUUUUAGGCAGAAUAAGGAUGUUUCUGACCCUUCUUCAGUCUCCGCCGCCUUUCAAGACGGGAAAUCCCAGCUCGAAGUUGCGAAAAGACAGGCUAUUGUGUAUUCCCUUUACGCCCCUAAAGUGAAAAAUGUCAUGGAAAUUAGGCUCUGAAGUUCUUAUGCUUUUUCCAAAGCCUGUAAGUGGUUUUCGUUUCCUUUUUUUUCUAUUGGGUUUUUGUUGUUUGGGGUUUCGGUGAUAUGGAUUUCUACUUCAAGUGUUUGAUAAUUCUGGAAAGUUGGUAUCUUGUUCAGUUCUUGGGUGGAAAUUUUAUUGUUGUUUUCUUCUCCUUUUUUUUUUUUUUUCGUGUGUGUGUGUGUGUAUGUUUGAACUUUGAACUCUUUGGAAAUCUAAAUAAAUCAGUUACAGGGGAUUUUUGCGCGUGGAGUGAGAAAGGAAACGUGACCGUGGCCUAUAGGUGUUUGCUUUCGUCUCUAGUUUGAUUAGGAGUUUUAGGACUGAACUUUCCCAGUACCAGAUAUUUCAAUGAUUAAUUUGAGGCCUUGUUUGGACCUUCUUGAUGACUCACUAAUGAGGGCCGCAUUUGAGUAGCAGCUAGAAACUUGGGAGUUCCUCAGAGUAAGUGGGGAGUUUUUGUUAAAGAAGUGAAAAAUGUCUAUCAUUUGGUAGAUGUUGAAUACAAAUCAGUAAUCAGAUCGGUUAGAGCUAUAGGUUGAAUUCAUCUCUAGUUUGGUUUGAAUAAGCUUACUCUUGGCUGAACUAAACCUUAUUUUCAUCUUACCACAUCAUAUCAGUUAGAAAGUGUCCUAGUAACCUGAGAAAUACUUUUACCUUUACAGUUGCUGUCAAAGACGGCAUCUGGGUUUUCCUAGUACAACAUCUGCGAGUAGACGAAACAAUGGCGCAUUUAGGCAUAAUAAAAGCACAUAUGACCCGUCCUUAAUCUCUGCUUGCAGCUCAAAGUUAUGAAAAGGCAGUCUAUUGUGUAUCUCUUUGCAACCCUUAAGUCAAAAUCAGCAUGGAAUUGAGCUUUGAAUUUUAUAGGAUGUCUUUGAUACUGUAAGUUUUUUUUUUUUUUUUUUUGCAAUUUGUUUGAUUACUGAUUGCAUGGGGUUUCUCUGUUUGUGUUGGGGGAGGGGGGUGGUUGGAAGUGGGAGGGGAUCCCAAGUUUUUUAUAAUAUCAGGAAGUUGGUCUCUUAUCUUGUGGAGUGGAUAUACAAUAUAUGAAUGCAACUUUCAGUUGGUUCUUUUCUAGUUAUGAGAUUUGAUGCAGUAGCACUUAGCUGAUGUUUGGUGAUGCUAUCUUUUCUUUGUGAGUAGAUUUGGGAAAGCCAUAGGUUUUGGUGGAGUGGACAUAGACAUGGAGCAACUUUAAUGUUGGGAAUAUAGUGGGUAUGUUGUUGUUGUUUGUAGAUUUGGGAAAGCCUUUUCUCUGUUACAUGAUCUUUUUCUAUUUGGAAAAAUACAGAUAUUGUUUAGGUUUUGGUAUGGCAACGAAGUGUAUUUUCAAACCAAAAUUCGUGUUUGAAACCUAAUUUGUUUACAGUUUUCUUGCAAAUUCAAUAUAUAAUGGUCACUUGACAAGUCGGUGACAGAAUGGCCCUUUUCUGUUUGUUAAUAAAAGAAAAGAGGGAGAAUGGGAGGGGUAGUUUGGUGAGAAAUUUGAAGUGUUGCCAUUUUGCCUCUCGUUGUGAUUAUGACUGAUCAUGAAGUUAUUGGAAAUCACAUUGUACUUGAAAUAUCAUGACAAUUCAUGGCGUCUUUAUACCUUCUAUUGAUGGGUGUGUCUAUCGUUCGAUCGAAAGAAACUUGGGAACAGCUCGGAGUAUGUGGUUUUCGUGAGGAUUUGUUAGAAAAUGAAAAAUCUUCAUCUUUUUCUGUUAUGUGGUAUGAAAAUUGGUAAUAUGCUGUAUGAGAUUAGUCUGAGGUUGUAAUAUGGUUUUUUUUUUUUUUUUGUGAUAAAACUGUAGGUUUGGUGCAGUAACUUGUUGUGGUAUCAAAUCAAGAGCUAAAUAAGUCGGCAAGUUUGUUCUGCUAAGUUUUCCUUUGGCAGAGGAUCUUAUCUCCAAACCUUGUAGCAUCAUCUGAGACCAGCAUCUUUGAGGCUUGUUAGAAUUACCUGAGGAUUUCAUUUCCUAAGUCCAUCAUGUGUCAACUCAUUUUCUAUUAUUGUUGUUGAUUGUAAAUGACUCCUACUGGUGUUUUGCUACAUGUGUAAACUUUGCUAGAUUCAUGUUGUUAUUAAUUGGAGGUGGUAAUAAAACAUCAUAGAUUCUGUUCACGCACGUACUGGGCAUGCUAUUUUCGUUUAGCGCCAGUAAUUAUAUCACGAUCCUCUUCUUGUUUGUUUUAAACCAGAAGUUACCGUUUGAUUACUUCUUAGAUAGCGAUAACUUCUGUAGCAACUAUUCGUGACUAAAUGACUCUGAAAUUUACAUACAUGAAAGUUUUCUGGACUAAAAUGAAGUGAGAAAGUCAAAGGUGC